GUGAAAGGCCAGAGGAGGCGUAUGUGCUGUAGGACCGUCCCACUGUUUCCCAAUGUUCUGGAGUUUUGGACCACCCGGAGCAGAGAGAACAGUGUGGUCUGGGGCAUCCCACUGUUGUGAUCAUGGCUCCACAGUUAUACAUUUCUCUUCUGACUCUGGUCUUUCUGCGAGCUACGGCUGAACCAGAAUGUAAGAACCUCGUCAAGCCCUUGGUCCUGGACAGCCACAGUCCCAUCUAUGGAAAAUGGGUGCUGCAUGUUGCAUCGUGGGACAAAGAAGAGCUCAAAGAGGAUCUGUUUUCUGUAAAGACGUCUUUGGUUGAACUUUCGGCUCAUUCUGACAAUGAGCAUGUGACCGUUUACUGGGCUGAUCGGAUGAGAAAGGAUGACACCUGCCUCCAGGGUCUGACUAAUGCCACUAUAUCCGGAAUGACAUUUCACACCACAUUUAAUAUUAAUGGCCACACUUCGUACCACGAGGGGAAGUACUAUGAGACUUGUGCUGACUGUCUCUUGUCCGAGGACACCACUCUUCUGCCUGAUGGAAACUCCAAGGGACGCUACCUGUUCCUUUUCACACGUACUGGCAAACUGGAGCCCUCUGAGUUGGAGACCUUUAAGAAGCAGGCAGAGUGUCUGAAAUUCCUCCCCGAGUACUUUUUUGGAACAGAUGAGCUUUGCCCAGAUCAGAGGGAAGCAGAAACUUCUGCAGCAGAGGGCAACGCAGCACCCACACAGGCACCUGCCAAGUGAACCAGUUGUAACAAUGUAGUUUUAUUUCAUUCAUUGUCCAAUCUGCAAUGUAUGUCCAUAAUCUGUCACGCUCUUUACAAAAGACUGAAAAAGUUUCACAUUUGACCUGUUACAUUCUAGUCACAUGUUAGCAACCUUGUGUUGGUAAAUAAAAUACUUUGUCCUUGUUCAAAACA
This is a messenger RNA of Periophthalmus magnuspinnatus, 928 nucleotides long. RefSeq lists its product as uncharacterized. The transcript has 6 exons. NCBI's taxonomy places the organism in Eukaryota, Metazoa, Chordata, Actinopteri, Gobiiformes, Gobiidae. The record is from RefSeq and is a predicted model, not a curated record. The coding region runs from base 123 to 752 and encodes 209 amino acids.